ACUCUCUCUUAAUACAAAGAAAUCUCAUUUCGUUCUUACGUUGUUCUCUCUCUGCAUCCAAACUCUGCUACCAUGGAGAUGUGCGCACUAUAAGAUGGUCUUCGGACAAUCCUCCAUUUCAUUACAGUCACAUCUUCGGCCUUUUUCGUAUAAAUGCGAUUUGGAUUUUUGUUCUCUUUAUAAUUAUAAAACCCUUUUAUUCUUUAUAUACGCGUAAACCCAACUUUUCUUAAUUCAAUUCCCAUGUUAUUCUUUGAGGAUCUUUGGGAGUGGCUUUCUCUUAAUCGUUUCGGAUUAAAGACUCGAGCUUUCUCUGAUUCUCUACUUCAAGGGAUUUCUGAAUCCAUGUUUAAUACGAGCUGCGAAUCGGCCGAAGUCGAAGCUUGCCGAGAUGACUCUGCCGCGCUCCUCCUCAAACUCCUCGCCAUCUCAUCGAUUCUCCUCGCCGGUGCAGCUGGCGUUGCUAUCCCUCUCCUUGGAAAGCAACGCCGUUUCCUCCGUACAGAUGGCAGCCUCUUUGUUGCCGCAAAGGCUUUUGCGGCCGGUGUAAUUCUCGCCACUGGUUUCGUUCACAUGCUCUCGGGCGGGUCGGAGGCCCUUCGAAAUCCUUGCCUGCCCAAAUACCCGUGGUCGAAGUUCCCAUUUGCCGGAUUUUUUGCCAUGAUGGCAGCGUUGUUGACUCUACUUGUGGAUUUUGUGGCCACUCAAUAUUACGAGAGAAAGCAGGGCCUGAACCGGACAAGCGAGGAGCAAGCGCGGGUAGUUUCGAUUGAUGCAGGUCCGGAUUCGGUUAUUGUUCCUUUCGUGGAUGUUAAAGACCGGGGUGGACCGAACGGGAAGGUAUUUGGGGAAGAGGAGGGCGGCGGAAUGCACAUUGUUGGGAUGCACGCGCAUGCAGCACAUCAUAGACACAGCCACCCUCAUGGGCAGGACGCAUGCGAUGGGCACGUGAAGGAUCAUGGGCAUGGGCACAGCCACGGCCAUGGGCCCAGCCACGGCCACGGGUUCAGUGAGGGUGAUGAGGAGAGUGGUAUACGGCACGUCGUUGUUUCACAGAUUUUGGAGCUUGGGAUAGUGUCGCAUUCGGUAAUUAUUGGGUUAUCGCUGGGAGUAUCGCAAAGUCCAUGUACAAUCAGGCCAUUAAUAGCUGCAUUGUCGUUCCAUCAAUUCUUUGAAGGUUUUGCACUUGGAGGAUGUAUAUCUCAGGCGCAGUUCAAGAAAUUAUCAGCUACAGUAAUGGCCUGUUUUUUCGCCUUAACGACACCAGCUGGAAUUGGAAUCGGAAUAGGCAUUUCUUCGUUUUACAAUCCACAUAGCACAGGAGCAUUAAUUGCUGAAGGCAUCUUGGAUUCUUUGUCAGCUGGAAUUCUUGUGUACAUGGCUUUGGUGGAUCUAAUAGCUGCUGAUUUUCUAAGUAAGAGAAUGAGCUGCAAUUUUAGACUUCAAGUUGUGUCUUAUUUCAUGCUGUUUCUUGGUGCUGGAUUGAUGGCUGCACUUGCAAUCUGGGCUUAGUUUUUUGGUGCUGGAUUCAGGGUUUGUUCAGUAUUGAAGAGAAAUUUGCUAAAUCGAUAUUUUUUUUUUUUUUUUUGAUACUGCGUUGGAAGGAGAAAGGGGAAAAAUAGAAGAAACUGGAUGUUAUAAUAUUGAUUUUUUAGGAGAAAAAGAAAAAAAAGCUUUGAAAUUCAUGAUUGGAUUAUGGUACGUAGAUAUGUUUAGUUCAUUUUAAGGUUUGUGUGACCCAAUUUGGAGGUCUGAAUCGGUUGAAAUGGAGAUAUAUUUUGACACGAGUUUCUGAAUUUGAACAUUCAGGUGGAAA
Jatropha curcas is the source of this 1816-nucleotide messenger RNA. Lineage: Eukaryota; Viridiplantae; Streptophyta; Magnoliopsida; Malpighiales; Euphorbiaceae. The record is from RefSeq and is a predicted model, not a curated record.